AUGCCCUCGGAAAGGGAAACUGUACACCUGUGGUUGGAAGCGCACGCCACGCUACACCAAAACAACGCCCUGGGGCCGGACAAUGUCAGGCUCUUCGGGCCCGAGACGAGACCGAGGACCGACCCCGCGGGACUCGCUCAGAGCCGGAGCGAGCGAGGGAGCCAGGCGGCGGCGGCGGCGGCGGCGGCGGCGGCGGCGGCGGUGGCAGUGAUUGAGCGGACUGACAGCGCCUCUGAGCGGCGGCCCCGCCCCCGCCCCCCGCCCCCGCGCCGCGCGCCAGCCAAUCGGCGCGCGCCGUCCCCUUCCCAGCGCGAGGCCCCGCCCUCCGUGCCCGGGCUGCUGGGCCCCCGCGGCGUGACGUGAGCACGGCGGCUCCGCCCCCUGCGUCUCUGGCCUCGCCGGCCUUGGGGGGAUGGUUCCAUCAUGGCGUCAAUGCAGAAACGACUACAGAAAGAACUGUUGGCUUUGCAAAAUGACCCACCUCCUGGGAUGACUUUAAAUGAAAAAAGUGUUCAAAAUUCAAUUACACAGUGGAUUGUAGACAUGGAAGGUGCACCAGGUACCUUAUAUGAAGGGGAAAAAUUUCAACUUCUGUUUAAGUUUAGUAGUAGAUAUCCUUUUGACUCUCCUCAGGUCAUGUUUACUGGUGAGAAUAUUCCUGUUCAUCCUCAUGUUUAUAGCAAUGGUCAUAUCUGUUUAUCCAUUCUAACAGAAGACUGGUCCCCAGCGCUUUCAGUCCAGUCAGUUUGUCUUAGCAUUAUUAGCAUGCUCUCCAGCUGCAAAGAAAAGAGACGACCACCAGAUAAUUCUUUUUAUGUUCGAACAUGUAACAAGAAUCCAAAGAAAACAAAAUGGUGGUAUCAUGAUGAUACUUGUUGAUGCCACUGUUAUCAUCCUCCUAGCAGAAGAUAGUCCUACUGAGAAAAUGAGCACUUUGAUCAUUCAGUCUUUGAACUUUAACCUUUGACUGGAAGUGACCUAUAGGCAAUGAAGACUACUUCCUUUGACUGCAUUUUUACUCGUGUGCAUUCUGGGCGCAUGUUGAUCGCUGGUUCAAUCCAGGCAACUGACAUGCUUUUAUUAGUCAUACAGUAUUAAUGCAGGUGUCAGGAAAUGUCAAAUAUAAUUCCAUUUUUUAUUUUUAUUUUUGUAAGCGUUUGGAAAAGUUCCAGGUCCUCAUGUAUUGUGCAAUAAUAACAGUGACUUCCUUGGUGGUUUGGGGACGUUCAUUGCCGGCAAUGGACGUGAUAACAGGAAAAAUUUUCAUUAACUCCUGCCACCCAGUGAUUAAUGCAUGAUAGGGCCUAUGAAAUGAACUUGCGGUUAUAAUGGGAUUAUAAAUAAAGUGUGGGAUCCAACAUUUCUCUGAAAGUUACCCCAACUCUUUGUAUUUGGAUUCUAUGCACUGUGAUCCUGAGGUUAACAGCAUGAAUUAACAUGCAUCUUUAAAGGACUGUAAUGAAAGAUCAUUGCGUAUUUAUUGAAUUGUUUAUAUCUGCUGUCAAAUUGUUUUGACAUGGAAGGUUUUCAAGUGACAUUGGCAGAGAGGUACAAUAUGUUAUCCCUAUGGUGAAAAAUAAAUUCGUUUGUUGUAUAUAAUUAAAUCCUCAAUCUCUGAAGUAAAGGUCUGAGUAAUAUAGGGUAUGAAUGAUUUAAUCAAGGCUUUAUUUUGGAAGUAAGAAAAAUGGCAGUGAUGAAUGAACUGCUGCAGCCCAUAAUUGGGCUUGUUAUUUGUACAUUGACGAUUUUUCCAAGUAGAGUACACUCUGUUAUACUUCCUGCUAGCCAUCAGCAUGAGCCCUACUGCCGAAACACUAUUUCAUUUAUUUAUGUUUGGAAAUCCAUAAACAUUUUUGUUUGCUAUUUUGUUUCCUUUGUUAUGUUUUAAGUCGUUUGAAUGUUAUACUUUAAUUGAAAACUUUUGUCACGUUUUUUCUUGUAAAUUUCUUUACUUGUAUCAUCUUGUCCUCCUAUCCUGUAUCCUAAAAUAAGAAAUACAUUUUUGACAGAGGCUUAAUGUUUUAAAAAAAAAAAAGAGUGUGGACAUUUUUAUUUUAAAAUUUAGGCAACAGUACACUAUAAAAUGGUAUGUUUGCUUACUUGUCUCACAUAGCCAUACAAUUUUUUUCUGAGGGAUUUGUUUAGCUAUUUAAAAGACUUACAGCUCAAUGACAUUUUUUCCUACAGAAAGAUACUGUUGAAAGGUCCAAUUCUCAGUACCAUGGCAGUUGAUGCUACAACUAGAGUAUCUUUUUAAAAAGUGCUUAAUAUAUUUUAUAAAUUACCUUUUCACAUAUGCAAAAUCUGUUUAUACUACGAUGUUAUUUUUAUUAAUACCUGUUGCACUCUUUUUGACAUCCUCCAAUGACUAUAAGAAUCAUUAUAGGCUUAAGAAUAAAAGCCAGUUGACUGAAAAUUGUGAAAUAUGUACCCCAACAAAAUUAUUCAAUCAGUAAUUGGCAAAAAAUAUUUUAAAAAUUGUUUUUAAUCUCUGUAUAGAUAAUAUUUUAUAGCUUUUUACAUGUUGUUAAUUAAGGGCAUAUAAUUUUACACUCAAAGAAUAAUUGCUGAACUCAGGGGUGGGUAGACUUCAAAAAUAUGUCUGCUAUAGAAAUAACUUGAAAAAAAUUAAAACCGUGGCCAGCCACCAAAUUGUGGACGCUCUUUAUAGUACUAGUUUAGUAGUUACCACUUUUGAAAAUGAAAAACAUUUUUGGUUUUUUGGGGGGUGGGUUGGGGAAGGCCACUCCUGGCAGUGUUCAGGAGCUACUCCUGGUGUGGUGCUCUGGGGAUCGUGCACUGGGCAGGGAUCAAACCCAGGGCUCCUUCAUGGAAAGCAUAUUAUAUUGCAGCCCUCUGAGCCAUCUCCCAGACCUGUUUAAAACCUUACUGUUCUAUCUUGACUAGACAUACAUGUAAAUUCUCAUAGUAGUUCCUAUUAUUAAUUGGCCUAUUUAACCAAGGGGGGAGGGGGAGUUUUUGAAAUGCUUUGAACGACUCUUAGUUUUUAACUCCUUUUUAAUAUGAAAACUACAGCUACUAAAUUGUAUUUUUUGUAUUUUACAUAACUGCUCUAAACUGCUGAUUGAUUUGAUCAUUUUUGGGGGUGGGGGGGCUAAGAAUCUCUUCAUCCUGUUUUCCCUCUAACUAAAAUCCUUUUUGUAGGGAAAUGACCUGUGGUAUUUAUUCACCAAAGGAAUUCAUAUACCUGGUCAAAGAUUAACAAUGCUAUACUAUAGAUUGCUAAGACCUACGUAGCCACAGUUGAGGUUUUAAUAUUAGUGCAAGUGUUUUAACAAACCUCUUUCUCUAUAGAGAGAGCUACCAUAAAAUAAUUAAAAAUUAAGUUAAAGUCAAGGAAAAAAAAUAUUAGAACAUUUUGUGAUUUAAAGAGGAGAAAUCAAAAUGAAAUAGCCUGAAACAGAGAAACACCAACCAUUGAGUUUGCAAGCAGAUGCCACCCUGACUCAUUACCUCUGAACUGUUAGUAGUCAUUGAAAACACCUUUGCACUCAGAUUUCACUAUUCCAUUAAUUUUGAAUGUAAAUUACAUUAUUAGGAGACAAGACGUUUACCUAAGUCAUUGCUCUGGAGAGAGGGCAAUUACUGAUCUAUAAUAAUAGGAAUUAUUUCUCCGCACUGUGUUGUUGAGUGAUCGCCAGAGCCAAGACAAUGUAUGUAGGGAACAUGCUGCUUCCCUCUGCCCUCGUCCUCUUAGGGCACUCAACUCUAGGCCUACAGAACUAUACAUUCAUCUUUAGACAGUAUGUACUUUUUCCUUUUUGUGUAUUUAUUUAUUUAUUUUGAGGCCAUUUCUUUGAUUUGCCAAAUUCUGUUAGAACGGUGACGCUUUCAGUUCCUUGUUUUGCAUGCUCCGGUAAUUAACUUGGUACCCUUUCUCAAAACAAUGUCAGGCGUUAAGGCUACAGAUCUUAAAAAGAUGUGAUUUUCCAUUUUUUAAGAUUAAAUUUUUUAGGUAAUAUUUAUGAUGUUCUAAGAAUUUAAUAUUUGCCUCUGAAGGACUUGUAAUGUGUGAUACCCUUCUUUUAACAAGUCAGAAAAUAAAGCAUUUUUAAUGCCUAGAAGAAACUCUUAAAGGUAACUUUUCUAUGUAGUCAACAGUUUAUCUGGAGAAAGAUCUUAAUCCUUGAUCUUUUUCUUAUUUUAAGUAGCUAUAAAUAUUUGGUAUAAAGUAACUUAGAAUAAUGAAAUUACAUUUUUUUCUUCUGAAAUUUUUAAGUGUAUGCAAAAAUAUAUCAUUAGAUUCCUGUAGUGGAUAAUAAUAUCUUCAGAUUCUAAAACAAGUAUUUAAGAAUUGCUUUCAUUGUUCCCAGAUUAUAUCAAAGAUGAAUUGACAAAUAAUGGAAUUGAGUAGUGAUACAAAAAAUGGCAUGUAACCACAUAUUACUUGUAUCUGGUAAUCAAGUCUUUUUUUUAAACUAUUGAUUUUGAGAAUUGAAAUACUGAAAACUUGUUCAAACUUCUUCCUAAAAAUAGAAGAGAAGAAGGAGGAGGUACUGUGUGUUGAAUUUUUUUUUUUUAAUAAAGAAUUCAGUGUCACUAGUUCUAAGCCUUUAUGGUUACUGCUGCUUAUAUUCCUUGAUCUCACUUUUAAUUUUUGUACAGUAGCUGUGUAUGUUUAAAAGAACAAUUGUAUAUAGAAGUUGGUUUCCCCAAAAAGCAAACUGAUGCUUAACCAUAUGUUUCUUUUCUGAGAAUCCUUUAUUACCAAAAUCACCUUCACUGUUCUGUGUUGUGCAGAUAUCUUUGCAUGACUAGGAGCUGUAAAAGUGUCUUAAUCUGACCAACUGGUCUGAAUCACUUUUAGCAAUCUCGCUCAUUUUGUUUUUUUGUGGUGCCUGGGAACUGUGAAGUGCAGAACUUCACACAAGUGGCUGCAGGCCUGUGCUCCUCCCUCCACACCCAGCCGUGUACCCAGCCCCCAGUCUGGUUUUGCCUUUUUCUUCAUGUCUUUAUGUUUCAUGGGUGUCCGAUGUACCUGUCUUUGGUAUUCUUCCUUUCUGACUUCUCUGUUCUCUCUUCCUUCACUUCUUCUGUUUCCCUGUUCCCUUUCUCUUAUGAGAUUAGGAAAUUCGGCGGGGUGGGUGGGGAAAACGUAUUAAAAGUACAUCAUGGUUUUUAAAUUAAAAAUUCUUUUUACAAAUCCAUAGUAUAGAAACAAAUCUUUAUAGAAGGGGCCAGAGAAGGUGUACAGUGGGUUAGGCACUUGCCUUGCGUGCAGCUGACUCAGGUUCCAUCCCCAGCACCCUGUACUGUCUCUUGGAGUCUGCAGGAGUGACCCCUGAGUGCUGAGCUAGUAGUAAGCCCUGAGAACUGCUGGAUAUGCGCCCCACACCCCGCUCCCCAAAAACAAAAAAAAAAUGAUAGUUUAGUUAAUCAGUAGAUGAUAAACUUGUUGGAUGAGUAACUAUUUGGGAAGUGAGCCUUUAUAAUAUAACAACUUGGAGAGAAUUUUUGUUUCCCUUUUGGAUGGUUCUACUGCCAAAGCCUUAGUGCCCAAAUGAGUGAAAUAAUUUUGGUGUAUGGUUUUAUUAUUUAAAUGACUCAAUCAUUCUUUGGUUUGGAGCUGUUUUUCAAAAUUAGGUAAUCUGUGUGAGACUUUUGCUUUCCUUGCAUAAGUUGUGCUUUACCUUAAAGACUGGCUUGAUUAUAUCAUUAUCACUAGAGACCCAUGGGAUUGAAACUUGCACUUCUAGCUUAGAUCUCAAGCCUUUACAUUCAAGUUAUGGCUCUGACUAUAGGAAUAAUUGAGGUGUUACUGUGAUUAGUAUUGGGUUUGUUUAGUAAUCUUCAGGCUAAUACUUGGGAAUUACCUAUUUGUUUUGUUUGUGGGCUACCCAGUAACGCUGGAGUCCACCAGGCGUGCAGAUGGUGCUUGAGAGACCAUGCAGUAAUGGUCACUGACCCUGGGGAGUGGGUGCUGGUGCAUGCCCAACAUAUGCUCCAACCCUUAGACCUGUGUCCCUGGUCUUUGAGCAGCUUUUUUUUUUUAAAUGGAAAAAAAAAGUUGUUAAUAAAACUUUAUUCAAAGUUAAGCCAUUGUGAACCUGCACAAAGAAUGCCUGGAGAUAAACUGAUAUAUCUUAACAUAUCUAAAGAAUUUCGAUUUUGCAUUGAGUGCCGCUUAGAAAAGAAUCCUUGUUUUUUGGGGGGACAGGGAGUGUUGGGCCACACCCUGCAAUGCUUAGGGAUUACUCAGUUGCUCUGUGCUCAGGGAUCACUCCUUGCAGUCUCAGGGAGCACUGGGGGGUUGAACCCAGGUCAGCCGCGUGCAAGGCAAACCCCCUACCCACUGUACUGUUGCUCCAGCUCAGCAAUUUUGUUUUAUAGCACAUAAAGCUGUUAAGGUUUUCAGAAAAGUUUGUUUCUACGAUGAUUCUAGACUUUUCUUAUAGCAGUAGUGCAAAUUUUAAUUUUUACUGGACUUGAUUUGCUAGGUGUAACAUCGUGUAUAUUUCCUGGUACAUGGAAAGAUUGAAUAAUCCUACCUCUCUAAUUUUAAACCGUGAAGCAAGAAGAAUAAGGAAUUUGACAGAUUAUGUGAAAAACCAUAAAAAUGCAAGUCUCUUCCUAGUUAACUACAGAUUGCAAGGAUGGAUUUAUUAGGUUGAUUUUCUAGUAGCCAAAAGUGAAAUGUUUUCUCAAGUCAAAAUGAAUUUGAAUUUGUUGUUUUCACUUGGUACCAUUUUAUUUUAAUAUUCACAGUAGAUUGUGCAUUUUAUGAAUAGGAAUGAAAGCUUAUGUUUGAGGAUUUGAAUAGGGUGGAUGUAUAUAUUUUAUAAAUUCAAGUUGUAAAACAUGUAAAGCUACUUUUUAAAUAGAUCAAAUGUUAAGACAUAAAAUUUACAUAUAUAUUUUUAAUACAUGUAUCAAACUUGUUAGUUCAAUAUAAAUUGUUGUGUGCUUUAUGGAAUUCAGUGACUUAAUAAAGCAGUUGCCAUUGAUUUUUUUUCUGUAGACUUGAAUACUAAAUUGAAUAGACAUUAAAAUCUCUUUGUAGUUCUUAAUAAUACAAAAAUAAUUCUUCCUGAUAAAACUCUGCCUUUUUUAAAAAAGGAUUAUGAAAUCAGUAACACAGUUAUUUCAAAAUAAGUGUAACAGAAUGAGGAUGGUCACUAAAGCCACUUAUUUGUUAUAUUCAGCAUAUUAAUUGGUGUGAACUGAUGUCAUACUUUCAGUGAGUCCUGAUUAAAUACGGCAUUUGCAGAAAAGAUGGCAUCGGAAGAUGCUUAGAAUUACCAUGAGACGUGGUGUUAAACUUCGUGUUGAACUUUUAAUGAGAACAUACUUCCUGUGGAGAACUGUUAGAUGCUUUUCUGUGUAGGCAAUGGGUGGAUUAGAGAAGGAAAUACACAGAAGAAGGGGAUACCCCGGCAUCCCUGGCUGGAGGAAACCCAGUGUGCUCUCCUUGUAUGUUUCCUUCCCCAAAGGAGUUCCACGUUCCCCCUGAAGCACUCUAGUUCCCAUAUUUAGCCUUAAUAUUGUCAAGUCCCAGCAAACUCUGCAGCCUUAUAACUCUUAGUAGCUUUUACUUUAAUGGCAUUCUUUCUCUUUAAUUAAAAUAAAUUUUUUUAUUGAUUGGC
Messenger RNA from Sorex araneus (European shrew), 7604 nucleotides. It is a transcript of the gene UBE2W, whose product is annotated as ubiquitin conjugating enzyme E2 W. The transcript is spliced from 7 exons. Lineage: Eukaryota; Metazoa; Chordata; Mammalia; Eulipotyphla; Soricidae. The record is from RefSeq and is a predicted model, not a curated record.